CAAAUAGGAUGUUAAAGAAUAAAAUUUCAAAUUUAAAUUCAAACAAUAAAUGGAUAAAAGUGAUUAAUAUUUUAAAUAUUUGAUACUUAUAUAGAAGAGAUGGCAAGAACUAAAGAAGGAAAAGCUAUAUCUAAAAAAAGUAUAGCAAAGAAAGGCGAAGAAUAAAUGAAAUCAAAGAAAUCGAAAAGAUAUCGACCAGGGACAAUUGCUUUAAAGGAAAUAAGAAAAUAUUAGGAUAGUUCUAACUUAUUGAUAAGGAAAUUACCAUUUUAGAGAUUAGUUAGAGAGCUUGCUGGAUUUUCAGAAAAAGAGAUGAGAUUUUAAAGCAGCGCAAUUCUAGCUUUGUAAGAAGCAACUGAAGCAUUUAUAGUAAAUAUGUUAGAAGACAGUGUUAUUUGUGCUCAUCACGCAAGAAGAAUAACGGUGAUGUAGAGAGAUAUUAAUUUAGCAAGAAGAAUAAGAGCUGAUAAUUUUUGA
Messenger RNA from Paramecium sonneborni, 477 nucleotides. The record is from the annotation of a GenBank genome assembly. Lineage: Eukaryota; Ciliophora; Oligohymenophorea; Peniculida; Parameciidae.